Molecule: messenger RNA, 1972 nt
Organism: Drosophila melanogaster (fruit fly)
Lineage: Eukaryota; Metazoa; Arthropoda; Insecta; Diptera; Drosophilidae
Exons: 5
Coding region: 767-1759 (330 amino acids)
Source: RefSeq, marked reviewed
AUUCAGUUAACGAACGAAACGAAAAGCGAGCGGAUACCGCCUCGAUCGAAGCGAAACAUAAAAAAUAAAAGCCCCUGGCCAGUUGGCUUUUUGUUAUAAGAGCCAUUAUCGCAAGGUUUAUCGGGAAAUAUAGUAAACGGGUGGCGAACUCAAUUGUCCGGCUCGAUCGUUCAGUUGGCCAACAGACGUCGCGUACUGCAAAAGCGCACUCAACCCGAUCGAUUUGAGUCCCGCAUACGGGGCGUGAGAAUAUCUCCCAGUAUCUGGAAACCACCCCUAUAUAUCGAACAGUCACUGCAAAAUGUAUUCAGCACCAGCGGCAAAAAUCAAGCACUUUGGCUCCCUUAAAACGGUAGCAGCUUGGGCCGGAAUUCUCGGAGUGGUAAGUCGGCGCUGGCAAUUCAAUGUUACAGUCUAGGCCGCCAAGCGACCGCGACCCCAUUCCCAGCUCAUCGAUAAGUGAUAUGGGGAGAUGUUCGACCUGACAUUGAGCGCACUUACUAAGAUUGGAUGGUCUCUCCCUAUCGAAUAGUCCAGUAUUCCAACAGUCGGAGAGCUAAUCAUGAUACGAGUAUAAUACUCAUUGACUCAUCCGGGACGGCUCCCAAACUGAAGAACUGAGCCGCACCACAGAUAUCAGAUAAUGCCGAUUGACGUGUGUAAACAAGUGAAUGAACAAAAGAUCUAGAUUGGGACACUAAAAAACGUAAACGUAAAUAAGUACAUACAAAAUUGGAUAUUUCGCUGGGCCCAGUCCAUCAUCUGGAUGGGCUUGACCAUAACAGCGAUAUGUGCCUACAAUUGUGUCCUGUAUAUUACAAAUGACCUCACCUAUGGCUCCAUGGUCAAGACUGUAUUCUUUGACGUGUACUUCAAGGGCAGUUGCAAGAUGAAUCCCAGUGAUUACCAGAACUACGACCAAACCAUCCUGAAUACAGUGACUACUGUUUUUGAUCCCACCCAGAUUUUGAUCUGGAAUUCGGUCUACCUGGGCGUUUCGGUUUGCUGGCUAAUCGUCUCCGUUGUGCUGCUACUGUGGGUGCGCAAGGACAACCCGAAGCAGACCGUGACUGCCAUCUACAUCUGGGCCUUCUUCGUGGCCACCAUAUGCUGCAUGGAUGUAGCUUCUGGAGUGAUCUUCGGCGUGGACUACGGACGUUUCCACAAGGAGGCUCUGAGGUAUAAUGCCAAUAGUAUCAAUGCUGGUGUCAUCUAUCCCUUGGCUGCCACCUUGAUCGCCGGAGGAGUGGCUGCCAUUUCCAUGAUGGUCAUCUCCUUCAAGGGAUUCGUUCUGUGGUUCAUUAACUUUGGACUGCUCGCAUACCUUGUCGCGAGAGCCAUUCGAAUUUCCACCGAUAAGGACAAUGUGGAUACUUUGUUCAAUCCUCGCAAGGAUUCCAAUGAUAUUCUGACCACCAGGACCCCGAUUCGCGCCUACGAGGAGGUGGAGGUCCAGGCGUAUAACAAUGCCGCCUACGUUCCGGAAACCCGUUCCAUGGCCGAGACCAUCCAGGUGAACGAGGGAGCCAUCGUGCGGGCGGCGCACUUGUCGAUGGACUCGAACCUAAUGGAUCGUCGCUUCAGGGACCUCAACGCGUACCAGCAGUACCCGCCUCCGAAUCCGCAGCAAAGUCGCCCGCUGAAGCAAUCUUCGCAGAAUCCCAUGGAGACCAUUGUGGUGGCCACCUCGGGAUUCCCCGUGCCGGACUACUCCCCGCAGCCCAGUCCCAAUGGCGUUCUGCGCCACAACCAGUACUAGAUUACUAAGCCCCUUGGCGCCCCCAAAAAAGCCCUCUUCGAUACUAUAAUUCUCAAAUAAUCCCAGCUAAAGUUUAGUUCAAAUUUUAUCAGGGGGGGCAACUUCUUCUGCGUUUUUAUUCUUAUUUAUUUGCAUGUUUAUAACGAUAUAAGUGUACAGCUGUAAAUAUAUAAAGCCGUUCUAGUUCCGCAGUGGAAUGGUAUUUGUUUAUAU